Teleopsis dalmanni is the source of this 894-nucleotide messenger RNA. RefSeq names its product calcium/calmodulin-dependent protein kinase type II alpha chain-like. The annotation marks the transcript as partial. Gene Ontology annotation, cellular component: neuron projection; cytoplasm. The transcript has 7 exons. Lineage: Eukaryota; Metazoa; Arthropoda; Insecta; Diptera; Diopsidae. Gene Ontology annotation, molecular function: calcium/calmodulin-dependent protein kinase activity; ATP binding; calmodulin binding. The record is from RefSeq and is a predicted model, not a curated record. Gene Ontology annotation, biological process: protein phosphorylation.
UACAGGGGAGCUUUCUCGAUAGUAAAAAGAUGUGUUCAAAAGUCAACAGGUUUUGAGUUUGCAGCAAAAAUAAUAAAUACUAAAAAAUUAACAGCGCGAGAUUUUCAGAAAUUAGAAAGAGAAGCCAGGAUUUGUCGAAAAUUGCAUCAUCCAAAUAUAGUACGACUCCAUGAUAGCAUACAAGAAGAAAAUUAUCAUUACUUGGUUUUCGAUCUUGUUACUGGUGGUGAGCUAUUUGAAGAUAUUGUUGCUCGCGAAUUCUAUUCAGAAGCGGAUGCAUCACAUUGUAUUCAACAAAUAUUGGAAUCAGUUAAUCACUGCCACCAAAAUGGUGUGGUGCAUCGUGAUCUGAAACCUGAGAAUUUACUCUUAGCAAGUAAGGCAAAGGGUGCAGCUGUGAAACUCGCUGACUUUGGUUUAGCCAUUGAAGUUCAGGGAGAUCAUCAAGCAUGGUUUGGAUUUGCUGGAACACCAGGUUAUCUGUCACCAGAAGUUUUGAAAAAAGAGCCAUAUGGGAAAUCUGUAGAUAUAUGGGCAUGUGGUGUUAUUCUGUAUAUUUUACUUGUUGGAUAUCCACCUUUUUGGGAUGAAGACCAGCAUCGAUUAUACUCACAGAUAAAAGCUGGCGCUUAUGAUUAUCCAUCGCCUGAAUGGGACACUGUCACACCAGAGGCCAAAAAUCUUAUAAAUCAAAUGUUAACUGUUAAUCCAAAUAAGAGAAUAACUGCGGCGGAGGCACUUAAGCAUCCCUGGAUUUGUCAAAGAGAAAGGGUCGCAUCGGUGGUGCAUCGUCAAGAAACUGUUGAUUGCCUCAAGAAAUUCAAUGCUCGUCGUAAACUCAAAGGAGCUAUUCUUACUACAAUGUUGGCCACUAGAAACUUUUCUAGUAAGUAA